AUUGCACCGAGGAGGAGAAAUAUAAUAAUAAUUAUUGUUAACACUACCUAUUUUUCUUCCUUGUCGUGUUCGUCGCCGCCGCUCGCUACACCACACGUACAGUGUAGAUUAGUGACAACAAUGAUUUCCGUACAAGUAGUUUUAACUUGAGUUUUUCCACUUUUCUCGAUUUAGUACGUUGCAUUUUUAGUAGUAAUCGUCUCGUCGGUCGUCUUCUACGCCUACCGUUAUUUACAUAUUAUACACAAUAAUAUCAACCGUUCUACACCGACCGUGAUACCUAUUUAUUUUUCUUUCUUUCAUUACCACCCGACUACUACUGUUAUCGGUCGCCGUCGUCGUUAUCGUGGUCGUGGUUCGUCGUCGUCGUACAUCACACACGAAUGUAUCACCGUUGUCGCCGCCGUCGUUUGUGAAGUCCCGAGUUCGAGUGCAAUAAUAAUUAUUUAAUAAUAAUAUUUUCUAGAAUCCCAUUUUGUGUACCGAUACGGAUCUGGGUGUUUUCACACCGAGUGACCAUCGUUUAUCGCGGCCAUCGAUCAUGAUCGCGACGGGCGAAUCUUACAUUGGCGAAUCUUCCGCGUGAGUAGUGUGCGGUGUCUGAUGUGCGAUUUGGCGUCUGGGUUGGUUUCGUACACGGCCGACCGACCGCUGCAGCUAUGAGUAUUACGGUGACCACCAUCAACCCCGUAGCGACGGCCACCAUCAAGGAGAUGCCGUUGUCCCGGAAUCGGCCGCCACACAUCCUGUUGUCCAACGGCGGCAGCAACGGCACGUCGAGCACGUCCAACGAUUCGUGUGUGUCGCAGUCGGACGAUCAUCUGCCGUCGUUGCUCAAUUAUUCGCAGAUGCUCGAAAAGACCAGCGGCAGCAAAUCGACGGUCAAAAAGAACGGUAUGAGCUCCAAACAGCACGUCAUGUGCGGUAACGGCGGUUCGCUCGAGGUUUUUGCCGACAAAAUGUCGAAACCCAACAACGGUUGUGUAGAUUUACUGUAUAUGGUGGACAAAAAUGCCGGUGGUGUCAAAGACGUGCACAAUAACUCCAUCGGCAAAACGACCGCUUGCCUACAGCCAACACUGCCACCCCCCAACCUUGUCAACGGCAACAAGGACGACUCUGCAGCGCUCGUGCAGAGCGUCAUCAAGAAGAGCCCUCGGCUGAUGAACAAACCGAAAAAGAAAGGGUUCACGCCCGACUAUGUGUGUAGCAAGUACAGUGGCAGCCUAAGCAAAUUUGAAAAAAUGGAAAUCUACAGUUUUCCUGAGAUUUACUUUUUCGGCAUUGAAGCCGAGAAAAAAACCGGCCCCGUCAACGGUCCGCAUUCAAUCUAUGACAACGAUCAAGGUGGCUAUGUGUUCGUCCAGCAUGACCACGUGGGCUACCGAUACGAGUUGCUCAAGGUGAUUGGCAAGGGCAGUUUUGGCCAGGUGGUGAAGGCGUAUGACCACAAGCUCAACGAAUAUGUGGCGCUCAAAAUUGUUAGAAACGAAAAACGUUUUUACCGACAAGCACAGGAGGAGAUCCGAAUACUCGAACACUUGCGCAAGCAAGACGUCAAUAACUUGAUGAACAUUAUACACAUGUUCGACAGCUUCACGUUCAGAAAACACAUGUGUAUCACAUUCGAACUGCUAUCUAUCAACCUGUACGAACUGAUCAAAAAGAAUAAGUACCAAGGAUUUAGUCUGCAACUAGUGCGAAAAUUUAGCCAUUCACUGUUGAUAUGUCUCGACGCUUUGUACCGUAACAAAAUUAUUCACUGUGAUAUGAAACCAGAAAAUGUUCUGUUGAAACAACACGGCCGUAGUGGAAUCAAGGUGAUCGAUUUCGGUUCGAGCUGUUUUGAAAACCAACGGGUGUACACGUACAUCCAGAGCCGUUUCUAUCGGGCACCUGAGGUGAUCCUGGGAGCUAAGUAUGGAUUGCCCAUCGACAUGUGGAGUCUGGGCUGUAUUCUCGUUGAGUUGCUGACCGGGUUCCCGUUGUUCCCGGGUGAAGAUGAAACCGACCAGCUGGCGUGCAUCAUUGAACUGCUGGGCAUGCCACCGAAGAAGCUGUUGGACGCGUCCAAGCGCGCCAGCUACUUCAUAAGCUCGCGAGGGUACCCACGGUACUGUACACAGACAACGCUACCGGAUGGCACGACUGUGCUCAAGGGUAGCGUAUCGCGCAAAGGAAAGCCCCGGGGACCGCCAGAUUCGAAAUACUUGUCCAAAGCUCUGAAAGGCUGCGACGACCCGCUGUUUGUGGAUUUUAUCUCUCAGUGCCUGGAAUGGGACCCAGACCGCCGGAUCACGCCGGCUAUGGCCCUGCGACACGGCUGGUUGCGCCGUAGACUGCCCCGUCCGCCAGCCACCGAACACCAGCACCAGCAACACCAUUACUCGCAGGAGAGCACCCCGACCAGUUUGCGUGUCAAACUAUCCGAGUCCAAUUUACACCAUCAAACAUUAACGUCGUUGCCCAUGCAUUCCAGGAACUCUCAGAUAUCAACGGGCAAGCUUCCACAAAUCACCACAUCGACGUGCAUAAUGUAGACUUGACGUCUGACGAUCUACACGAGACACAACUUUUAUUCUUAAAUAUCGUUGUAUAUUUUCGUUCGAACCUCCUACCCCUCCCCAUAUGGUUGUAAUAUUCCUGAUGAUGAUAGAAGGUAUUCAUAAAUGUUUUUUUUUUUUUUUAGAUUUGUACAUAGAUAGAUAGGUAGGUUUACUUGACUUUGUGAAUUAUUAUUAAUAUUAUCAUCAUUAUUAUAAGUAUUAUAUAUAUCUAUAUAUAUAAUAGGUAUUUACCGAUUUUAGGAUCUCUCUAAGUCGGCAUCAUAUUACGUUAUGUUUGUCUCAACUAUAUUUUAAGAUGUGUUUUUUUCCCAUUCAUUUUGUACUCUGUUAAUAUUGCGGAAAUCUGAAUAUUAUUAUGUUAUCUCGUCGUAACCGUAGAACAGUAGUGGCCUAUACUCGUACCACUGGCUGCUGCAUGCAAAAAUGAUUUUAUUGUAAUUUAUAUAUUAAUUGUAUUUUAUAACAUAAUAAUUAUUGUUGUCUAGAUAAUGAGGUAUCGAGAGAGAUUUAUUAUUAUUUGUAACCGAUGAUGAGGUUUUAAAUUAGAAACAAGCGACUAUUCUCGUCAUAUUCUACUUCAACUCGUAUAGUCUAAUCCCAUAUUAUUAUAUCUUGUAUUUUUAACGCUUUAUAAAAAAAUAUGAAUAGUCUAAAUAACUGCCUAUUGUUUUUACACUAUUAUAGUUAGAAAAAAUGUUUUAUUAUUACAAUUUUUUUUAUUAUUAUUAUUAUAAAUGACAUGCUUUUAUAAAAAAAAUUAAAACUAUAUUAUAUAAUGUAAUUUUUGAAAGAAAAAAAAAAUUAUUAGCCAUUACCCUCAGAUUUGCCUCUCUCUCCGAUUACACUAAAUAAAACAAAUUCUUCUCCCGCUAAAUUUUUUAAUCGGUCACGUCGACCUUACGGUAAUUAAAUGUAUUGUAAAAUGGUUAACACGCCUUUCUUUUUAUAUUUUGUUAUCUUAUCAAUAAUAAUAAUUACUGUCAUGAUCACUGACCAUUGUCGAUUUAAAGUCAAUUAUUAAAGAUUUUACACGGCGGCAAUGACCAAUUUUAUUUUUUUUAUAUAUAUAUAUAUGAUAUAAUUUUAUUAACUUAUCAUACUAUAUAUGUGUAUCUGACAUUUUUGUUUCCUAAAUGUGAAUUAUUUAUAUAUAUACAUAAUAUAGGUGUAAUAAAACGUGAUUUAUCUUAUACUUAAUAAUGUAAGGCCGUGUGAACACGCUUUAUUCUUGUCGUUUAACAUAACUAUAGUAUAUGUAUUGCCGGCUGGUACGUUAAUUGAUAAUAUAGUAUUUAGUUAUAAUUUAUAAUACGAAACAAGAAAUAAGAUAGUUUGUACCGCCAAUACUCGGAUAUACUAUGUAUCGCGUACUUACUGAUCGGUAAUUAUUCAACAUCAUUGAGUCAUAAUUAUAACAGCGGCUGUGUUUGAAUUAUGAUUUAAAAAUUGUGAUUUAUUAUUAUAUAUAAUUCUUUUUUCUCUCUCUUAACAAUUGAUCAUGGCCGAAUCAAUCAAACGUGAUAUUAUAAUGACCAUCACUACCACUACCAGUGUAUUGUAUUUUAUUGUAUAUUAUUAACUUUUUUUUUAGAUGUCUACAAACAUCUAAAGCAUAUCUAUGUGGAUACACGUGCAUUUCUAUAACUAUGUGUGUAAUAAUAAUAUUUUAUUUUUAAGGUCUAGCGAUUAUCUUUUUUGUAGAGGUUUUUACGCCGACAUAAAUUUUAAGUGAUUAGCGCGAAUCUACAGCUGCUGUUUGUACUGAUAUAAUAUUAAUAAAUUAAAAUAAAUUGAA
Adelges cooleyi (spruce gall adelgid) is the source of this 4362-nucleotide messenger RNA. RefSeq names its product dual specificity tyrosine-phosphorylation-regulated kinase 2-like. Lineage: Eukaryota; Metazoa; Arthropoda; Insecta; Hemiptera; Adelgidae. Gene Ontology annotation, cellular component: nucleus. The record is from RefSeq and is a predicted model, not a curated record. The coding region runs from base 660 to 2540 and encodes 626 amino acids. Gene Ontology annotation, molecular function: protein serine/threonine/tyrosine kinase activity; ATP binding; protein serine/threonine kinase activity. The transcript is spliced from 2 exons. Gene Ontology annotation, biological process: peptidyl-threonine phosphorylation; peptidyl-serine phosphorylation.